Molecule: messenger RNA, 1092 nt
Organism: Scedosporium apiospermum
Lineage: Eukaryota; Fungi; Ascomycota; Sordariomycetes; Microascales; Microascaceae
Product: TfdA family taurine dioxygenase
Exons: 4
Coding region: 1-1092 (363 amino acids)
Cellular component (GO): cytoplasm
Molecular function (GO): 2-oxoglutarate-dependent dioxygenase activity
Source: RefSeq, a predicted model, not a curated record
AUGGGCUCCGUUACCAACGGCACUAACGGCUCCAAGACGUUGAAGCGUGAGCCACUCAAACGGGGCACGUCAAUCGACCACCUCGAGUAUGUCGAUGUCUCGCCCAUCAUCGGCCGUGAGUAUCCGACGGCAAAGCUCAAGGACAUGCUGAAUGCGCCCAACGCCGAGGAGCAGCUCCGCGACCUUGCCAUCACCAUCUGCGAGUGUGGAGUUGUCUUCUUCCGCGCCGCCCAGGACGAUCUCUCCGUCGAGGAGCAGAAGUAUAUCACCGAUAUGCUUGGCAAAUUGACCGGAAGGCCUGCAGACCACGGCCUCCAUGUGCACCCUCUGUACAAUGACCCGAACAAUCUGCCCAUGGCUGAUGGUACUACGGACAAGAACAUCUACGUUAUCAAUUCCGAGGCUGCGAAGAAGUUGUACGCCACGAUGAAGAACCGCCCUGGCUCACUUAAUGAGCCACGGGAUCUGGGCCGUGAAUGGCAUAGCGACAGCCUCUUCGAGAAUUGCCCCUCCGAUUUCUCUUUCCUCCGCAUGCAGGAUACUCCGCCGUCCGGGGGUGACACCCUUUGGGUAUCGGGCUAUGAAUUGUAUGACAGGCUCUCGCCGCCGUUCCGAGCCUUCCUCGAGACGCUGACCGCCACCUGCGCUCAACCCGUAUUCAAAUCCGCGUGUGAGGCCGGGGGCUACGACGUCAUGUCCCCAAGAGGCUCGCCUCUAAACGUAGACUACGAGUUCAGCCCAUCCCACCCGGUCAUUCGGACGCACCCGGUUACGGGCUGGAAAUCCCUCUUCGCAGGUGUUGGCCUCCACGUCACUCGUAUCAACGGCGUUCACACCUACGAGGACCAGAUUAUUCGAGAUUAUGUGCUCAGACUCAUUACGCGGAACCAUGACUGCGUAGCCAGGAUGCAUUGGACCAGAGGUGCAUGUGCUAUCUGGAGUAACGAAUGCACUUUGCAUGCUGCCACUCCCGACACGCACCUGGUAGAUGGUGUCAGGACUGGUGUUCGUGCAUCAGGUAUUGGCGGAGUGCCAUAUUUGGAUCCUGCGAGCACUGGGAGGAGGGAAGCUUUGGGCAUGCCUCCAUACUGA